AUGGAGCGGUGGAUCCGCUCGACGGACUGCCAAUCUCGGAAAUGGGCGAUCCAGAGGCUCGAAGGGGCCUUGGCCAGGCAGAGGGAAUUCGUGACCCGCAAGCGCGAGGCGCAGGAAUUGAAAUAUCCUCUGUCGGGUCAGAUCUCGCUAGUGCUCGAAGACUCUUUAAGUCGAAUUGCUCCAAAGCGGAGUUCGCCAUGUCGUUGCCGCCGUACAGUGACAGUCCCACCCCGACGCCCUUUCGGAGUCCAGUGGAAAACUGAUUUGCCUCCAUCUUACGACGACAUCACAAAUCCGAAUGCUCCCCCUCCAUCCUACCAGUCGCUCUUUGGACAGGUUCGCGAGGUACACAAGACAUCCAACGGUGUGCUCGACUUCUUGCGAAGCGUCAUACUCCUCUUACUAGGCACCUUGGGAUGUUCAAUCUUGGUUGGUGUCACAGUCAUCAUUCCCGUCAGCAUGAUAGUGAUAGGUACCACGUACUUAAGUGACUGUCCAGCUGAAAAGUACAUCCCUAUUUUCCUUGUGAUGGGUGGAGUGUUUGGGGUGCUGAAAACACUACUUGACGUCUGUGGCAAGUGUCGACGUCCUGACAGUAGUGGGGAAGCUGGCCGCAACGUGGCGGAAGAGCAGCGCGCUGAAGAGCGCACUUGGAGCACGCUCGUCAAUUGUUUUCUUUUUGCCUGGUAUGUUGCUGGCUGCGUGUGGGUGUACCGUGCCUACCCUCCAGACUACACGAACAUCGAAAGCCCCGCAUAUUGUGACAGGACUUUGUACCUCUUUGCGUUCGGCCUCGUCACGGCGGGGCUGCUCUCGCUUGGAUUGGUGGCGGCCUGCCUCUGCUGCCUAACACUCUUCUCGUUGCUCUCGAGCAAGGAUUGAUAGCGGCAGAGCCCACCCACCGAUACCGGCCUGAAAAGCCCGCAGUCACGGAAGGCAUGGGGACCGCUCUCAAGCUCAAGACAUCCGUGCCCAGCUGCUCCUUUCGAAGCGAGUGCGUAAUGAAAGGCGUUGUGACCCGGUGAUACUGGAUUUCCAGCCGUGCAACAGCUACGCGAGGCUUCUCGAGAGUUCUGCUUUUACGUGCAGUGAAUGGUGGUCCAGGCAGUCGCGCAAUUGCUCCAUUUAUUUCUGUGAAUUUCUUGCUAAUAUGAAUGUUUGACUGGUGAAGGACACCAGUUGAAGAGCCUUUCCUACCAGAACAUGGGCACUGGGGUCGCAUUCCAUGGUGAUAUUUUUUUUUUUUUGUUUAGUACCACUUUUGGGUGCCGUAAUUGUGUUCUUAACAAGAUGUGCUUGCAGGUACACUGCAUUUGACUACUUUCAGUGGUUUAUUUAUUUUGAAUAGGCAAGAAAAGGUACCACACAUAUAGACUGCACGCAUGUGUCAGUCUGGACUGAAGUUAUCACUUACACACGCAUGAGAUCCAUGUGCGUAUUAAUACCCUUACAUAGAAGGUUAAACAACCACUGCAGCCGAAGAUGGUGUUACCUCAGAUGAUUCGAUGAUAUUUAUUCUUUGAGUCACAGAGAAAUGAGUUGAAAGAACUUAGUUGUCUAGGUUUUACAUCCUAAAACCAUGAUAUAACUGUCAGAGACGCCACGGUGGUAGGCUCCAUAAGUAUCAACCACCUGGGGAAUUUAACAUGCGCCUACAUAUAAAGAAAUGAGCCCUGUAGGAUUUUCCUUUUAUUGAAAUAUAGCUGCCACAUUGAACAUUCAAUUCCACGAUUACCAGGUCAGCAGCCAGGCACUAUGACCACUAGACUGCUGUAGCAGGUGUGUUUAAAUAGCUUGUACUAUAUACUAGUCUUCAUGUACUUGCAAUGUUGUCACCAGAUGCCCCCAACAAAUUGUCUGUACUCCAAAGGAAUCAAUGGAAUGUCUCAUUUGAUUCCCUUAACUCCAUUACUGCGUAUGAACAGCAGGUUAAAAACUUGCAAGUAGUGCACAAACGGUGUAUGUAAGUGGAAUAGUAGAGGUCCCACAACCUUUUAAGCUGCAAGAAACACCUGUAGCCCCUCCAGACAUAGUUGGCCAGCUGACUUCCUAGUUUACAACUGCGGCUCCCUUGUUUGCCAAGGUGGUGUAGCAGUUACGAUGCUCAGCUGCUGACCCAAAAAAUUGCGGGUCUGAUUCCAUGCUGUGGCGAUCAAAUUUUGGUUUAGGCAAUAUGCUAGAGGCCCGUAUACUGUGCGGUGUUGGUGCACAAUUAAAGAACACCUGCAUGGCUGAACUUUCCGAAGCCCACCACUGCGGUGCCUUUCACAAUCGUACCAUGUUUUGGGAUGUAAAACCCGAGAUAUUAUUGCAGCAGCUCCCUUAGAAAGCCUGCGCGAGCUGAAAGGCCAUGCCUCUCGUGCCAAAGCAUUGUUUAAGGGGCACGAACACAUUCGCAGCUGUCUUUUGGGUAUUGCAUAACCUGUACACGAGAUUGUCCUUUCUUCAAUACAGACUGCUGAGCUCCGCAGUUAUUUGUGGAAAGCAGCCUAUAUAUUUUGCCCUCUCUUGGAUACUAUGACUAAAUGCUCAGAGACAUUAAAAUUCUGGUUUAUGUCUACAGAAUAAAAGCUGAAUUUAUCGAGCUUGAAAUAAUGUCUGGGCAGCACAACGUGCUGCCCAGACCAAUGAAUGGAUAAAGCAUGUGUUGUACUCCCUAAUGGACUGCUUAUUGAAGCAGAAACAUUAUGUAUAAUAGUUGUAAUCAGUGUGGCAAAAAAAAAGAAAUAGUGCACACUAUACAGAGAAAGGCUGACUACAAAGAAAGUGAGAACAGAGCAUGUUUGAGAAUAUAAAUGUAGACCCAAAUCAAAAAUGACAUUGUGAACCCGAAUUGAUGUAGCCAUCUUUCAAUAAUUUUGUCAAAUUUUGCAUGCACAACCAUAAACAGUGCGCGAAAUUUUUGCAAAGAAACUUAGUUCCAUUUUCUCAACUAGGCCUAAAAUUAAUGGCGUAUUUGGUUGGCUGUACUGGUCCCCUGGCUCGAUGUCGCCAGAUGCCAAGGCAGCUCGCAAUUGGAGCACGAGAGGCAGCGUACCGAAUACGUUGGCAAUAUCAGAGCAGCGCGGAAAGAUGUCGGGUAUACAUUCCUGUGCCGCAUCGAAAAAUAGCACUGAUCAGUUCAGUGGACAUCUCUGAAAUAGCUGGACGCAGCGACAGACUUUCGAGCUCUGCACAUAAAUAUGGUGAUCGUCAUCAUCCGAGCUACUAUAUUCAAAACAAAUCGCGUGUCGGUCUGCGAGCUGCAGUAAUGGCAGCAUAGACGUUUGCUCCGCCAUUGCUAGCCGCCGCUUCUUUCAUAACAUGGUGUAUUUAUGGCUUCGUAGGUGUGAACUCGCACACACAUGCUGAGAAAUGCCACUAACAAUGCACGUGCAUGAAUCAUUAUGCACCCGGCGAUGUCCCUUUCCGAAAUGCACGCUCGCACUGUUGGCUUUGUUCACCUGGUUCGCCUGCCGGCAGCCACGUGGUUUGCCGGCUUGUGUCAUGUGAUUCGUUCUUCUGGUCAGGUCACGCCACGCUCUCGCUUCGAAGUCAGAGCAGUUGGGAGCACUCUGAGUCAGAGGCUGACGCUCUGAAAGAACCAACCGAAGGUGGUCCGAGCGCUCGAGUUCUACCCAUCGAAUGGUCAGUCACUUUGCAGAGCACUUCAGAGCACUCGUAAAUGUCCAACCGAAUACGCCGUAAGUGUUCACUUUAUGGUUGCCCAUCGAAGAUUUUUGGGCAUAAAUAUGUAUCCUGGUUAAUCUAUAACCAUAUUUUUUUCUGAGGUUGUUAUUCACUUAUCUAGCAGAGCAAUUUUGGGAAGGCACUUUCCAACAUCGAUUGUUCAGAGUAGUAAACUGCACUGUCUGUCACUCGACUUUGUCUUUGUUCUUGUGCUUCCAGUUAUAGUUUAAAAAGCUGACGUACAAAUUUGCAAGUAUAGCAUCCAAACUUGGUACUAAACAAAAUUUACAGCAUGCCACCACUACCCGAAAUGUGAUCAAAAACGAACCUGGCUGUCGCGUCAGUGUCACCUACUAUAGAACAGAAUGUUGAGGGAGGGUCUUUUGACGGAAUUGUGACAUGCUGUUUAUGCUGUAAGAACUGGCCUGUAAUUCUUUUCUGUGCAUUUGUCACCAAAGGGUGAAGUCGACCUCUAUUAAUAGAAUUUAGGACAUGCUGAAUUGGUUUGUGUGGCACAAAGAUUAGUUUAAAGAAUACUAAUCUUGCAUAAAAUCUAACAUCCAGUAUCUUUACUUAAAUUUUCUUGUUGUUUCCUUUGUGAACAUUUGUAAAAUUAAAUAGGUGCAUCAUAUCAGUAGCCUUGCUGAAAAGCCUAGCACACAUUUCGUUUGUGCAUCAAAAAAAAAAUUGUUAAAAGCAAAAUACUGCUUGCAUACCUUGAUUAUGAAUGGAAGUUGUCGACUUCAUGUCUUUGCUAUCGCUUACUCCUCGUUUUCCCGCCUGUGUUGUGGUAUUGUAAAAAAUCUAUGCUCAGCAAGUAGCAUGUCUUUUCGUCAGCGUUCACGAACAUUUUUUGUGCCAACAUUGCUUGGAACUUCCCACAGUUUAAUGAGUGGUGGCUCUGCUGGCAGGGUUGCCAGAUUUGGCUACUUUGCACUAUUUUGGCUACUUUUUUAGUCCAGUAGUGGCAGAAAAGAAUUCCUCAGUUGCUUGGCUACUCUCUCUUUAGCCUAGAUUUUAGCAAAAUUGCGAGUAUGCUGUGAUGCUGCAGCUGCUGGCUUUUGAAAAUUUCUGUACCAAACAAGGCGGCCAAGGUGCUUUUCCAGAACAGAAAAUUGAAUUUGACACUUUUCACACAAGACAAAGUAACUUUGGGUAUGUCCUUGGAUUCGUGACAAAAACUCGGACGAAACUGUUACAUGCAGCCUCAUUUUGUAGACCACCUACAUUGCUGGACACGACUUAAGAAUGUAAUUGCACCUGAGCAGGACAGUCGAAAGGACUCUGCGUCCCGGGCACCACGCAAUCAUUGAUAUUAAGAAUGGACAUCCGACAAACUGCUUGUAUCAUUGCUUAUUAUUAUGUAAAGACGGCGACUCGAGAAUAAAGUAUAGUGGCUCCACUUCGUCAUUGCA
This is a messenger RNA of Rhipicephalus microplus (southern cattle tick), 5084 nucleotides long. RefSeq names its product transmembrane protein 272. The record is from RefSeq and is a predicted model, not a curated record. NCBI's taxonomy places the organism in Eukaryota, Metazoa, Arthropoda, Arachnida, Ixodida, Ixodidae.